This is a messenger RNA of Sphaerulina musiva SO2202, 1305 nucleotides long. RefSeq names its product cystathionine gamma-synthase. The transcript has a single exon. The record is from RefSeq and is a predicted model, not a curated record. Gene Ontology annotation, cellular component: cytoplasm. The coding region runs from base 1 to 1305 and encodes 434 amino acids. Gene Ontology annotation, molecular function: pyridoxal phosphate binding; carbon-sulfur lyase activity. Gene Ontology annotation, biological process: transsulfuration. NCBI's taxonomy places the organism in Eukaryota, Fungi, Ascomycota, Dothideomycetes, Mycosphaerellales, Mycosphaerellaceae.
AUGGCAGAACCUCUCCACGACCAGCCGAACAAGCCUCCACGACGCAUUCCACAGCCAGGCGACUACGAGAACCUCAGCCUCGCUACUAGAGCCAUUCACGCCGAUGACCCCAUCAACUUUAACAUCGAUGUCGCUCCUCCUCUCCACGUCUCCACCACCUACCGCUACAAAUCCGACCCCUCCCAGCUCGACCCUUCACGCGAACUCGAACUGUCCGAUUUGCACCCUCCUGGAGGGCCCAUGCUCGGCGAUGGACACAUCUAUUCCCGCCUUACCGCUCCCAACUCCAGUCGAUUGGAGUUGAUGCUCACCAGCAUCCUCGGCCAGCCCGUCAUCACCUACUCGAGUGGUCUCUCGGCAUUCCAUGCCCUCCUCACAUGGCUGCACCCCAAGGUCGUCGCUAUCGGUGAGGGCUAUCACGGCUGCCAUGGUGUCUUGGCCAUUUACCAGAAACUGACAGGAUGCAAGAUUGUGGAUUUGUUUGAUGAGAAGAGCUGGGAUGAAGCGGGGCUGGGAAAGGGUGAUGUGGUACAUUUGGAGACUCCGGUCAAUCCUACGGGGAUUGCUUACAAUGUAGAAGCUUUUGCGCAGGCGGCGCAUCGGAGAGGAGCGUAUUUGACUGUGGAUGCGACGUUUGCUCCUCCGCCUUUGCUGGAUCCCUUUCUGUGGGGAGCGAAUUUUGUUAUGCAUUCUGGGACCAAAUAUUUUGGCGGGCAUUCGGAUAUGCUGUGUGGUGUUGUUGGGGUGGGGAGACAGGGGGAAGAAUGGGAAAAACACUAUUGGGGCAUGUAUGCUGAAAGGAUCUAUCUAGGGAGUGUCAUGGGUAGUAUGGAAGGUUGGCUUGGUGUGAGAUCUCUCAGGACGUUUGAGUUGAGGGUCAAGAGGCAGAGCGAGAAUGCGGAUCAGUUGGUUGCUUUCAUUGCUGGCGCGCUGGAGGGAACAUCAGGGACGGAUGAUGACGGCGUCGAGGAUGUGAAGAAGGUUGUGGAGAAGAUUGAGCAUGCGAGUCUGCAAAAGGAAGACAUGGGGUGGUUGAAAAAGCAGAUGCCGAACGGAUUUGGUCCUGUUUUCUCGAUGUGGAUGAAAAGUGAAGCAUUGGCAAGACGUUUGCCUUCGAAAUUGCACCUCUUCCACCAUGCUACGAGUUUGGGCGGUGUGGAGAGUCUGGUUGAGUGGAGGAAGAUGAGUGACCCGAAGGUGGAAGGCGGUCUGCUGCGAGUCAGCGUUGGUGUUGAGAGCUGGGAGGACCUCAAGGCCGAUAUGAUCAAUGGUUGCAAACAGCUUGUGGCCGAUGGAAGCCUGUAG